This is a messenger RNA of Lineus longissimus, 2992 nucleotides long. RefSeq lists its product as uncharacterized. NCBI's taxonomy places the organism in Eukaryota, Metazoa, Nemertea, Pilidiophora, Heteronemertea, Lineidae. The record is from RefSeq and is a predicted model, not a curated record. The transcript is spliced from 2 exons. The coding region runs from base 120 to 1631 and encodes 503 amino acids.
GGAAGGAGUUCGUACUGAGAACAGAUCAUGGUUCCUUACGCUGGCUGUUUAAUUUUAAAGACCCAGAAGGUCAGGUUGCUCGCUGGUUGGAGUAUUUGGCUUCAUUCCGGUUUAAGAUUAUGCAUAGGCCAGGUGAGAAGCAUGUAAAUGCGGACAGUUUAAGUAGAUAUCCCCUGGAGGAGGGUGAAGAGCAUGAACAUUCCAUUAGUGAACCAAUAAGUGACAUUCAAGAAUCAAUUAUAGAGGAUCUGAGUACCCAGGUGGAAGCUGAGGAAUGCACUCGUACAUGUAGUUUAGCUAGCCCUGAGUCUGAGUUUUGUCGUGUUUUGAGAAUAGAUGUUGAUGCUCCUGCAGGUAUAGUGGAGGCGCAGAAAGCUGAUGGUGACCUAAAGACUGUUCGGAAGUGGUUGGAAGCUGGAGAACGUCCGCCGAAAUCGAAGUUGCUCCAGUUCUCAUUCGCCCUUCGUCGUUGGUGGUCGGUGUUUGGUCAGUUAGAACUGAAGAAUGAUUUGGUUUACUACAGAUGGGAGUCAAUGAGAGAGAACAGUAGUGAACUUCGUGUAGUGGUUCCUGAUAGUAUGAAAUUAGAAAUUUUCCGAUUGGGACACUCUGAUAACACAGCUGGUCAUUUUGGGGUGCAUAAAACCCUAAGGCGUAUACGUCAGACUUUCUAUUUUACAGGCUUGGAUGCGUUUGUGAAGGAGCAGAUCAAGAAGUGCAGGACAUGUGAGCGGCGUCGUAGUCCGAUACCUCAUAGGCGAGCACCUCUUCAGGACAUGUUGGUUUGCAGACCGCUUGAUAGGAUUGGAAUGGACAUCGUUGGACCGUUUCCGGCUGGUAAAGAUUACAAUCGCGUGAUUUUGGUCGUCCAGGACUAUCUGACAAACGUCCAGGAGUCCACUGGUUUCACGCCUGCACGGUUGAUGUUGGGACGAGAGAUGGUGACGCCGUUGUCGUUCGUUGCUGGUAGACCACCUGGUGAGCCGUGUGAUGACGUUGGUACUUACGCAGAGGAUGUUGAGCAGAGAAUGAGGUCGGCUUUUGACAUGGUUGAGGAGAGUUUGGGUGCCGCACACAAGAGACAGAAAGUGGUGUACGAUUCGAGGAAGCAUGGGAAAAAGUUCGAGUUAGGAGAUCGUGUUUGGUUGCAUUCGCCGGCGGUCAAGCGUGGAUUGAGUCGGAAGUUGCAUAAGCCGUGGACUGGACCAUUCGUGAUAGUGAAAGUGCUAUCAGACGUGAAUUUUAAGAUUCAGCUGGAGGGCGGACGCAAAUCGUACGUAGUGCAUUUCAAUAGGCUAAAACCGUGUUACUCAGAUCAAGUGGCGCCUGAGCAGUUGUCUCAGUCAAAUACUGAGCAAGCGGCUGCUGCUGUUGAACCGCGUGAUGUGACUGUGACUGUUCCAGAAUCUGGGAGAGAUGUACCAGGAGAAGUGGAGUGGCAGGAUGAUGCGAUAGACUUUGACCCGGAGGAUGUGGAAGUGGAAACCGAGCCUGUGGUUGUUGUGCCUGCGGUCUCGCCAAUCCGUACUAGGAGGGGUCGGAAAAUAGAACUGCCAUUUCGAUUUCGAAAUGAUUUUGUAAUGAGAUGCAGAAAUUUCAGCCUUUCCAGGGUCAACCUUGAAGGGACGUGAUGGAAUCAUAGUAAUUUAGAUAAUUUCUGUCAUUUUCCAGGUUUAGGAGAUGAGAUGGGAAACUGAAGAGCAUAUAGUAAUUUUUCUGCUUGUUUUCCAGAUGUGUCGUGAUGUUUGGUGACUUUGUAUUUGAACAUGUUUUGAUAUUUUGUGCAUUUUUGAUGUCAUGAGGGCAUGACAUUUUUAGAGGGAGGGGGGUAGUUGUAACGGAAGUCGUUAUGGGCCUUGCAUGGUUAAUGGUUAUGUCAUAAUUUUGACCUGGUUUGCUUGGGCCUAUAAUUUGGUAAUCUCCUGAGGUAUUUUCAAGUGAUGAUCGUUGGUCUCCUUUGUGUUCUGGGCUAAUGAUUUUAGCUUCUUUUGUGUGGCUUACUUUGUAAUAGGGUUGGUGAAUUCUGGCUGUUACGGCAGGCAUUGGUUCGUUGAGAUGAGGUAAUCUUUCUGUAUAAAACUGGGCCCUAGCUUUGAUCAGUGUCCAUCCCUAGCGCGCUUGCUACCAGACGGGUAGACCUUUUCUUUCUGUGAUUUUGCUUGGUUCCUAUGGCUGAGUAGAGCCUACAUUUUUGUCUCAUCUCUCUGAACCGCUGCAUGGUGUGACACGCCCAAUCUUCACCAUGUAUGUCAUGUACAUGGGAACGUUUGCUGACUUUUGGCUUUUCUUGUGAGUAUAAACCCUCAAAUUCCGAGUUCCGUAUUUCUGCCAUGUGACCUAUAAUUUUACCCCCUUCGUGUGCCUCUAGGGCUGGGUUUGUCAAUAUCCUGUUAUGGCCAGACUGACCGGGUUUUCCUGAGGUUUCUUUUAGUUUGUUUGAGUUGGAACUUUGUGUGAAGAAGCUGGGCAAAGUUGCCCACAAUUCCUGUCCGACAUGUCAUGAUCAUGUCACUUGUUUUAUACUGGAUUGUGAUAGUGUUUAAUCUUGUUCUGACUUCCCUGCUUGGCAUAGGUUUUGAGUUACAUAAUCAGAAAGUGAUUCCAGGUGAUACAAGUUCUGGGGAAUCUUAGUUCGGAGUGUUCCAUGUCUUGGUUGGUGAACUGUUUUGGGCCACCCUGUAUAGAUUUACAUUGGCUUUGGUUCAUCUGACUGGUACUUUGAUUAAUAGGUGAUUUCUCCUCCAAUUAGAUGUCGUUUUGACAGGGGAAUUUAGGCUUCUGGGUUGUUGGUAGAACAAGUGUGGUGAGAAGGAAUUUGGGUAACCUGGGGUCAUAUCUGGUUGGCCAUGCAGUUUAUUGGGUUGGAUGAAUGUGAAGUGAAAUCUGGAAUCUAGUUUGUUCAUAAUAAACAUAUUUUGGGUAUAUUCUAGCGCUUAUAAUUUAUCGGUCAAUGCACACCCCCACAAACUCUGGUUCUCGUCAACGCUGGUGA